CGAGUCCAUUCUUGUGAGGCUGCAGCAGGAGCGCGAGGCGUGUUUGUUCACGGCGGGCUAGUGAAAUGCGCUCGUGCCCUCCACUAUCUGGAAAUUGCGAUCGGUUCUGCAGCAUGGCUGCAAGCGACAUGUGCCUGUGCAUCACUCGGGUCUUUAUAUGAGCAGUGGAAUUUGCGUUGCUUUUGCUACUUUGGAUGGCAUCCUGAGCGAGGAGGAGCCGCCGUGUGCGCGAGUGUGCGUUAAGUGUGUAAGAGUGUGUGUGUGUGUGUGCUUCAUUCUCCCAGCUCCUGGGUUUGGCGCUUUAGCUAGCUGAAGGAAUGAGAAAAGGCAGGUGUGCAGAAGGGUGAGUUAUAAAGCACAUUGGACAAAAGAAACUGAAAUAAAAAAAGAGACUCGGUGUAACAGGCGAGACUUUUUAUUAAACUCUUGUAAAAAAUCAAAAGAGCAAGCAAACCACUGCAAGCUGUGACAAGGGGCAGAGAGCUUUUGGUGCACCAUCUCCCAUCUCACGGGAUCCUCCGUUAAAUAUCUCAGGAAGCCAUCAAAAUGUCAUCGCACACGAAAUACAAGAAGGACAAGGAGAUCAUUGGGGAAUAUGAGACGCAAGUUAAAGAGAUCCGUAAUCAACUGGUGGAACAGUUCAAGUGUCUGGAGCAGCAGUCAGAAUCUCGGAUUCAGCUGCUGCAGGACCUACAGGAGUUUUUCCGCCGUAAAGCCGAGAUUCAGUUGGAGUAUUCGCGUAGCCUGGAGAAACUAGCUGAAAGGUUCUCGUCCAAGAUUCGCUCCUCCAGAGAACAUCAGCAGUUCAAGAAAGACCAACACCUCCUGUCUUCAGUGAACUGCUGGUACCUGGUUUUAAACCAAACUCGCAGAGAAAGCCGAGACCACGCCACACUCAACGACAUCUACAUCAACAACGUUAUUGUCCGUCUGGCGCAGAUCAGCGAGGAUGUCAUUCGCCUGUUUAAAAAGAGCAAAGAAAUUGGCAUUCAGAUGCAUGAGGAGUUGGUUAAAGUGACAAAUGAGCUAUACACGGUGAUGAAGACCUACCACAUGUACCACACAGAGAGCAUCAGUGCCGAGAGCAAGCUGAAGGACGCCGAGAAGCAGGAGGAGAAACAGUACAGCAAGUCCGGGGACCUGAACGUGAAUCUCCUGCGGCAUGAGGAGCGUGCACAGCGUCGCAGCUCUGUCAGGAAGAUCGAGAAGAUGAAGGAGAAGAGACAAGCCAAGUAUUCGGAAAACAAGCUGAAAUGCACAAAAGCUCGCAACGACUAUUUAUUGAAUUUGGCAGCAACCAACGCAGUAGUGGCAAAAUACUACAUUCACGACGUCUCCGACAUGAUUGACUGCUGUGACCUUGGUUAUCAUGCCAGCCUGGCACGAACAUUUAGGACUUAUCUCUCUGCCGAGUAUAACCUGGAGACUUCUCGCCAUGAAGGCCUGGAUCUGAUUGAGAGCGCCGUUGACAACCUGGACUCCCGCAGUGACAAGCACAAGAUCAUGGACAUGUACAACCAGGUGUUCUGUCCUCCUAUGCGCUUUGAGUAUCUGCCUCACAUGGGAGACGAGGUGUGCCAGGUGAGUGCUCAGCAGCCAGUCCAGACAGAGCUUCUGAUGCGCUACCAUCAACUGCAGUCCCGCCUGGCUACAUUAAAGAUCGAGAACGAGGAGGUACGCAAGACUCUGGAUGCAACGAUGCAGACACUGCAGGACAUGCUGACCGUGGAGGACUUUGACGUGUCUGAUGCUUUCCAACACAGCCGUUCCACAGAGUCUGUUAAAUCAGUGGCGUCUGAAGGCUACAUGAGCAAACUGAAUAUCGCUAAAAGACGCUCCAACCAGCAGGAGACCGAGCUCUUCUAUUUCACAAAAUUCAAAGAGUACCUGAACGGAAGCAACCUCAUCAUUAAACUGCAGGCCAAGCACGACCUCCUGAAGCAGACACUGGGGGAAGGAGAAAGGGCCGAGUGUGGAACGACGAGACCGCCUACCCUACCCCCAAAACCACAGAAACUACGGAAACCCCGGCCACGCUCCGUCUAUAAUCAUAAGCUGUUUAACGGAAAUAUGGAGACCUUCAUUAAGGAUUCAGGCCAGCCUAUUCCUCUUGUGGUGGAAAGCUGCAUUAGAUACAUCAAUCUGUAUGGUCUGCAGCAGCAAGGCAUAUUCCGCGUUCCUGGCUCUCAGGUGGAAGUCAACGAUAUAAAAAAUUCAUUCGAGAGAGGCGAAGAUCCACUUAUCGACGAUCAGAACGAUCAUGACAUAAACUCAGUGGCAGGGGUGCUGAAGUUGUAUUUCAGAGGUUUGGAGAAUCCACUCUUCCCUAAGGAACGCUUUCUGGAUUUCAUCUCCACCAUUAAGCUCGAGUCAUCUGCUGAAAGAGUCCAUCACCUUCAGCAGAUCAUAGUCACUCUUUCACGUACCAUCAUCAUCGUCAUGAGAUACCUGUUUGCAUUCCUCAAUCAUCUGUCACAGUACAGCGAUGAGAAUAUGAUGGACCCCUACAACCUGGCCAUCUGCUUCGGCCCCACUCUGAUGCCCAUCCCGGAUGGACAGGACCCUGUGGCUUGUCAGGCCCAUGUGAACGAGGUCAUCAAGACCAUCAUCAUUCACAGUGAGGCUAUCUUUCCAGGUCACCGGGAACUCGAGGGUCCGGUAUAUGAGAAGUGCAUGACUGGAGGAGAGGAGUACUGUGAUAGCCCGCACAGUGAACCAGGCACCCUUGAUGAGGUGGACAAUGGAACCGAGCCACACACCAGUGAUGAUGAGGUGGAACAAAUAGAAGCAAUAGCUAAAUUUGACUAUUCAGGGCGCACACCGCGAGAACUCUCCUUUAAGAAAGGAGCCUCAUUGCUGCUAUAUCACAGAGCAUCAGAGGACUGGUGGGAAGGCAGACACAACGGAGUGGAUGGACUUAUCCCUCAUCAGUACAUCGUAGUGCAAGACCUAGACGACGCCUUUUCUGAUAAUCUGAGCCAGAAGGCGGACAGCGAAGCGAGCAGCGGGCCACUACUAGACGACAAGGCCUCGUCCAAAAAUGACCUCCAUUCUCCGUGUGAGACAGCGCUGGAGUAUAACUUUAGUGCAAUGAUGGGCAGGGUACGCUUGCGUUCGGAUGGUGCUGCUAUCCCACGGCGUCGCAGUGCCACAGAGAGCCACAGUCCUCCACGCGGUUCAGACACGCCUCCUCGUGCAGCUGCAUGUCCCAGCAGCCCUCACAAAGCCAUGCUGAGCAGUAGGAGUCGCAUGGAGAGUCCUGAUAAGAGACGCCUGGGCACAUUUGGUAGCGCUGGCACGAUAAACUACCCUGAGAGAAAAGUGUAUGGAGAGGGCCAUCCACUGAGACCGAACACUGGCACACGUCACAGCAGCCUGGGAGACCACAAGAGCCUGGAAGCCGAGGCCUUAGCUGAGGAUAUAGAGAAGACGAUGAGCACAGCUCUGCAUGAGCUGCGCGAGCUGGAACGUCAGAACACAGCCAAGCAGGCCCCUGACGUGGUGCUGGACACACUGGAGCCACUGAAAAAUCCUAUAAGCUCAGAGCCAGCCAGCCCCUCACACACAAUUGCCAUCCGCGACCCCGAGGCGGCUCUGAGACGUGGAAGCAGCUCCUCCUCCAGUGCUUCUGAGACCAUGAUGAUGAGCACAUUCAAACCAGCACUGUGUGCCAGGGUGCCCAGUGCCCAGCUGCGACCUCCAGCUAUAAGGCCCUUACGCCCAGUGCCCUCUCAGCAGCAGCGCUCAAGCAGCUCUGGCUCAUCCGGAGUUGGCAGCCCUGCCAUCACCCCGACUGACAAGAGCUUUCCCAGCAGCCCCUCCUCUAACACAGCUGAUAAACAUGGAGGCAGCAUGUAGCUCAGGAGACAGGGUCAGGGUUGGCUCUCUGAUUUGUAAUACAGCCAGCCUCAACUGAAAGGCAAAAUUUUAUUUUAUUUUUUUGAGCCUCAAAACUCUCCAAAAAUGAGCAGUGGCAUUUAAGGCAAUGAGGCAGAGAAAGUAGCAAGGUUUACUCUUAGAGCACUCAGUGUGGUAAAACGUGGUGUAAAAAUGUACUGGAAAAUAAUAACAUCUCUGUACCACAUAUAAAAGUGGUCUAAAAGUCCACUACUAAAAAACGGAGUAGCUUUGAUAAUAAAACAGUAGCUAUGAUAAUGAGACACAGAAUAAUGAAAUCAAUAUCAAGUUUAGUCGUAAAAGAAUUAAUUGUAUAAACGUGUUACCAUUAAAUUGUAAUAUAUGGCAGCACAACCUUUUAAAAAAGAAGAGCAAACUGGAUUUCCAGCGAAAUUUCAGUAUAAAAUAAUUUGAAACAUAUUCACAACAAAUAAUAGAUAUUCACAAAGUGGAAUUGUGUGUUUGCUUUUAACAAAUUGAGCAACGUUUUAGAAUUGGAGUCUUGGAGAUUUUCGACCCUGCAGUAUAUAUAUUACUAUAUAGCAGAGGUGUGUCUGUGUGAAUAUAUACACAUACACACACAUGCACAUGCACACACAUAUCACUAUCUAUAUGUGUAUUUAAAUAUAGAUUAUAUCAACAUCUUGAUCAAAAUUGUUAAUGAUGGGUCAGCCUAGUUGGUCAGUCACACACAGUAGAGCAAUACUAAACAAAUUUACUGUUUGUUUGUUUGUCUCUGCAAUGCUCGGCCAGAGGUGUUGUUAUUGAGAGGGUUGGAGCACUUUCUCUCUUUCUCUUUCUUAGCGGAGGUCCUAAACAGCCCCUCCCCUAGAAUCUGACUGUCAUUCAAAGCAGCCUGUGACUUCAGGACCGCCCACGUGGGUUGUUGUAAAUAGAGAUAUACUGUACUUGAACUGGUAAUGCCUUUUGUUUUUGUAGUAUAAGAGAUGUUCAGUUAAGUAACAACAUAGCCAAGUUGUAAUCAUAUAUGAGAUGCAGAAACUGAAACCAAUAUCCAUUGCCAACUAAUUGUAAGAAACCUGUGGUAAAGAUAUAGUUUACUUUGUAUAUAAUUUUUAAGUAGGUUUUUUUUUUUUUUAAACGUCAAACAUGUAUAUUUAGGGACAGAGCAGGCAAGAAUAAAUGGCAUUUCACAGCAACCAGUCACAACCAGCAAACAAAGAUUGCAUUUAUAAAUAUGGGUACUUUAUGUUUGCCGUCUGAGCCGUUACUGCUAAAUAUAUUCCACUUUAUUCUGGCUUCAUCAGGAAAGCAUUUCUCAAACUCAUACAUAUGAAACACACUUGGACCAAGACAUUUAUUCCUGUUUGAACAAUCCCUUCUUUUCAUAAGGAGCCUUCAGGUUCUUGGGGUGCAAAAUGGUCCCUCAACAGGAUAUUUGUGGGUGCUCAGCAUCCUAAAAUUGUUUUGUUUGGAAACUAGCAGAACAAAGGAAAUGCUAAAGAACUCCUGAUCUUUUUUUUUAUUUUUUUUAAAUCACACUCAUUAGAUGUCAAUGUUAAUUAUCAUGAAUAAGGAAACCAAAUCCACCUAAGGAUAAUAUUAUUAUUGAACAUAUCCAACAAAGACAUAUAAUAUAUAAAUAUAGCUUUACCUUGCUAGGGCAGGGUGUACCCAUAUUUCCUCAACUUUUGUAGGUGGUGCUGUAGCUUAUUGAAAAAUCUAUGGAAAGAAAAUGACCACUAGUACAACCAUAGUGACAAUUAAUCUCCUGCCACAAACCUACAAACCCCUUCUAGCUACAUUUGUCUACAAUUUGUACAACUUAUUCUACAUGUUACUUACUUACAAUAAUGUUCUUAUUUAUAUCAUUAUUAAUUUGAUCUUAAAGGGCUUGAGUACACCAUAUUUCUAACACAUGGGUUUAUAUAGAGGCAUGGAUAUCCAUGCUAAUCCCAGAUUAAUAAUUCCCACUUCAUUGCAAAGCAGAUCCUGCAGGGAUCGUCUCACUCGCCCCCAUUCUGUCACUUCGAUUCCAGUUCAUCUUUAACUGGUUUCCAGUUCUCCCCCUCCUUCUGCUCAGUGCACUUGGAGGAGGAAUUCUUACUCAGGCAUGAUGAUUGCCCGACUGAACCAAUUAUCUGCUUCAGUCAGUCUCUAAUCUCAUCCCCGCUGCAGAUAAUCAAACAUGUCCACUUGUUUUUGUUUUUUUUUUUGCUUUCUUAUUUGCCAACUCUUGCCUGUUCUGCUCAAACUGACAGUAUGUAAAUGCUUGUAUAGUUGCAAGAAUAAUUCUGCUGGGAAAAGAAAAAAGUACUGUUACUGCACACUUUGCUUGGUUUGCAAUGUGAUGAUGUUUAGAAAGUGAAGCCCUUGUCUUAACGUAUCAACAGCACAGACGUCCUUAUCUGGCUCGUUAUUUAGUUUUAGUUUAAACACACACUGGUGUCUGUGUCUAAGUUGGAGCCCCUACUCAAUGCGCCAUUUUUUUUUUUUUUUAUGUUUUAUUGACAAUGACUUGGCCUUUAUCUUACUGUCAGCAUUUUAUACCUGAGUUGUGUUAGCAAUCAGUAAUUUCUGGACGGUCGCUAAUUACAGUUCGGCUAGCUCGGCCUCACCUUCUGCAUGGACUUCCAUUGCGCAUGGGAGGGUGACAGAUGUGCAUGUGCUUCUGAGACGAUGCAGUUGUGCCUUUCUCAGAUCUAUCACGCGGUCCUUUACAAGGAGACAAGGAGAGUCAUUUAUCAGUCUCAGCAUUGCAUUUCUGUGACACUUCACGCACUGAUUCAUACAUAUGAAAUGUCAUGUCAAAGCCAGAGAAUGUGGCAUUCUCAUUCACGAUUUUUCCAAUUAUACAUGUGCAGUGUGGCCUUUUUAAGAUUGCCUCGGUAAAAAAAAGCACCAUCAACAAAAAGAAACAGCAACCCUCAAACAAAACUGUAAUAAACUCUACCAUUCCUUCAUACGGGGAUGCGACUUUUAAGGGCUCAUCUUUUGUACUAUUAUUUUGUCCAUUUUACCUGGGAAAGGUGUAUGCCAUGUACCUUUCAAACUUAAUCACAAACUUGCACAACACCACCAGAGUCCUGAAAGUUUAACCUUCUUUAACUACGUACCUUAAUUAGUUUUUACAUGUAAGUAAAUAAUGGAUGGUGUGGUGGUGGCUCCUGUAUCGUUACCACGUUGCACAGUCUUUUAUCCAUGAGUUUGGAGUACAUUCGAGCCCAGUAUCCACAUGGGUCUCCUUUAGGUUCUCUGGUUUUCUCCAUCCUCCAAGAAGCAUGUAGGCAAUAGGUGUGAAAAAGUGUAUGAAUAUGUUUGUGUGUGUAUGUAUGUAUGUGUGUAUGUGUGUGGGUGUGUGUGGGUGCAUGGGACUAGCAUUCCAUCCAUGCUUCACAUCCAGUGCUUCCAGGAUAGCCUCUUGAUAAUAAUUUUAAUAAUAAUAAUAAUACAGGUACAAAAGAUGUAGUCUUGGGGGGUCCCACUUUAGUGAGGAACGGUAUGGUUUAAUACUUUUACAGAUGAGCAUGCAUGCUGAAUGUAGUGGUGCUCUGAUCAGUUACCAUAAGUUAGUUCCAGUUUUGACUGGUGACUCCUGUGGUUUCUGUUCUGAAAGCCCCGACACUGUGUCUUAAAUCCUGCAGCAGGUCCUGCACUGCCCUCCAGAGGAAAGGUGAGGGAGUUCUCUUCGUGCUCUUCAUCUCCCUCUACUGGAGAAUACUGGAUUUAUUAUGUUUAAUCAGAAAACUGUCACAUAUAAAACAAUGAAAUGCAAUGUGUGCAGAACAGAGCGUUUAAUACAAACGAGCACUAAACAGUUGUGCACCAUUACAACAAAUCGCACAAUGUAUCAUCUCUUAAUAAAGGAAUCAACUAAAGAAUGUAUAUGGACACGCUGCCCUCCAGCCUGACUUGGGUUGUGACAUUAAAUCAAUAAUAGGAUAAUAACAAUAAGGGUGUUAUAGAUCUCAUAAGAAACUUUAAACACAACUUCAGAUAUGAGCAAACAGCACAUUUUUACACAGCACAUGUACAAUUUUGUGGCACAUGCAUUUUUGUUGUCUUGUUUUUAUGAUCAAGGCUCAUGAAGUUUAUCAUAUUAUAAUUUGGACUGUCAGGAACUCUGCUCAGCUAUCAAUAGAUGACUUUUUGGUCUGCACUGAAUUCUUGGAAAGUGCUCAUGAGUAGGAACUGUUGAACUUGUUGCUAGAGAUUAAUGACAGAUGUAUGAAGGCUGCAACCUAUAUCACAUUCUAAUGUUUUUAUAACUGCCAUCUGUUUUCUUUCAGUAUGUGCAUUAUAGAAGUCCUAUCAUUCCCAUCUCCUUUCCGUACGACCUGAGACUGUGCUGCACAAGAGCUUUGACUUUCUGCUCCUUGUAUAACCCUUCUACCUAUCCUUUUAGCUAUUGCAUUGCAGUAUUUAAGGCCUAAUCAAAUCUUUUACGGUACUUGCACGAUUACUGAGGCACUCUGUGCACUCCUGUCCGUUAUGGACUGUAAGUAGACCAUGAAUUCUUUAUUUUAAUUUUUUUCUGUCAGUUUGAGAACGUAUGCUCUUAAUGGGUGUGUAUUGUAUGUAUGUAUGCUUGAUUGUAUGUAUGCUAAGGUAACAGACUUCCUCCUUCUCUAGACACAGCAUUCAUAAAACCAAACUUGCGUCUGUCUGUACUAGUGGGUUGUGAAUAUUGACAUACUGUUUUUCGCCUUCCUAUUAACCCUUUUGUCUAAUGAUGCUGUUUAUUCAUGAGUGUUUGGCUGGUUGAUUCCUCCCUAUGAUGUAGGUUAACUGUACACCAUGCCACUGUUUGGAUGUGAAGAAUUCUCAAAUCCAAAAUAAAAAAACAAAUGAACUUUU
This is a messenger RNA of Silurus meridionalis, 8715 nucleotides long. It is a transcript of the gene srgap3, whose product is annotated as SLIT-ROBO Rho GTPase activating protein 3. Gene Ontology annotation, molecular function: protein binding. Gene Ontology annotation, biological process: signal transduction; negative regulation of cell migration. The transcript has 22 exons. Gene Ontology annotation, cellular component: cytoplasm. Bases 547 to 3858 code for a protein of 1103 amino acids. NCBI's taxonomy places the organism in Eukaryota, Metazoa, Chordata, Actinopteri, Siluriformes, Siluridae. The record is from RefSeq and is a predicted model, not a curated record.